Molecule: messenger RNA, 3821 nt
Organism: Cyprinodon variegatus (sheepshead minnow)
Lineage: Eukaryota; Metazoa; Chordata; Actinopteri; Cyprinodontiformes; Cyprinodontidae
Gene: cacnb3b
Product: voltage-dependent L-type calcium channel subunit beta-4-like
Exons: 13
Coding region: 242-1399 (385 amino acids)
Biological process (GO): neuromuscular junction development; calcium ion transmembrane transport; regulation of voltage-gated calcium channel activity
Cellular component (GO): voltage-gated calcium channel complex
Molecular function (GO): high voltage-gated calcium channel activity; protein binding
Source: RefSeq, a predicted model, not a curated record
UGCCUCCCCAGACACUUCCUUCAGCUCCUCUUGGGGAAAGCCUGGGGUGUUCUAGGGUCAGCCAGGAAAUAUAGUCCCUCCAGUGUGUCCUGCACCAUCCCCUGGGACACAUCUCAUGGGAUGUGCCUGAAACACCUCCCGAGGAAUGCAUCCAGGAGGCAUCAGACACAAAUGUCAGAGCCACCACAGCUGAUUCCUCACCUGGCAAUGGAGAAGCAGCUCUACUCCAAGCUUCUCCCAGAUGAGUUCAGCCGAUUCCUACACUAGUCGACCCUCUGAUUCCGACCUGUCCCUGGAGGAAGACCAGGAGGCGUCUCGGCGUGAAGCCGAGCGCCAGGCUCAGCUGCAGCUGGAAAGAGCCAAGUCCAAGCCAGUAGCAUUUGCAGUGAAAACCAAUGUGAGUUACUGUGGGGCCCUUGAUGAAGAUUGUCCAGUCCAAGGUGCUGCUAUUAAUUUUGAAACCAAAGACUUUCUGCACAUAAAAGAGAAAUACAACAAUGACUGGUGGAUUGGUCGACUGGUGAAAGAAGGGGCUGACAUCACAUUCAUUCCAAGCCCGGUAAAACUGGAAGCCAUGCGGAUAAAACAAGAACAGAAAGCAGCUGCCAGGAAAGGAGGGAACGCAUCAUCAGGAGGCUGGAGGUCCACCCCUCCAUCUGCAGCUUUAGUGGUGUCAUCAACUCAGAUGAGGGGUUCAGCCCUUAGUAGCAGUACAUUAUUCCUCCAUAACACAUCCAUGCUAAAGCUAGUGGAGCUCGGGUACGGGCAUGAGGUUCAUGGAAAGGACAAUGUGACCGACAUGAUGCAGAAAGCCUUGUUUGACUUCCUUAAACACAGAUUUGAUGGCAGGAUCACUAUUACACGGGUGACCGCUGAUCUGUCUCUGGCGAAGCGGUCGGUGUUGAACAAGAAGGCCAUAAUGGAGAGAUCCAACACCCGCUCCAGUCUCGCUGAAGUCCAGAGUGAGAUAGAGAGGAUUUUCGAGUUGGCAAAGUCUCUUCAGCUGGUUGUCCUGGAUGCAGAUACCAUCAAUCAUCCGGCCCAGCUCCUUAAAACUUCUCUGGCUCCAAUUAUUGUCUACGUUAAAGUCUCCUCACCCAAAGUUCUUCAGAGGCUGAUAAAGUCUCGAGGAAAGUCCCAAAGCAAGCACCUCAAUGUCCAGAUGAUGGCCGGAGACAAGCUGGCUCAGUGUCCUCCUGAGAUGUUUGAUGUGAUCCUGGAUGAGAAUCAGCUUGAGGAGGCAUGCGACCACCUUGCAGAGUACCUAGAAAUUUACUGGAGAGCUACACAUCUUCCAUGCGCUGCCCCAGUUAAUGCUUUACAAGACCAAAAUCUAGUCACCCCACCUUCAGCUAACUCCAGUCAGCAGUUUUCAGAGACUCAAGAGUUGAUAGAAUGAUCCCAGCCCCAGAUGUAGGAGCAGCCUGUGCGAUCAGCAGCAGUCAGAAUAGUCAAGACACAAACAGCAGGGACCACCAGGGGGCAGCAGCGGUCCUCCUCUUGUUAAAUCCAGUCACUACCUUCUGCACAUCUUCUAAAGAGAAAAGAGCAGGGUCAUUGUAAUGAUUAAAAGAGCAGAAGGCUGGUGAGCUGGGGGAGAAGAAGAAAUAAACACAGGGAGGAAGAUGAAGAUGCAACCAACCGCAGCCUCACUGCUGCCCCAGGGGUUAGAUAUCCCUGAUCCCACCAUCAAGUGAUAACUCAGGGCCGCUUUCUGCAGUGUCAAAAGCACUGGUUAGGAGACUGGUGGAACAGCACAGUCACUGUUCACCUUCUAACCACCAAUCCUCCCAUGUCAGCCUUCCUCCUAUUAAGACACUAAAAAUUGAUCCGUAAUUCAUCCCUCACUGGAGAUGCAUCACACAAAUAAAGGGUUAAAAUAUGUUAGUCCAUGGUAAAGCUGGUAAAGAAAAGCUGUUAGCACAACGUCCAUGUUUCCAGUGUAAGGCUCCUAGGGUUUAAUGUCUGAUACACCUUGCUUCCCUUUCUGGUGAGGAGGAGCAGAGAGUGACAGAAAAUCAAUUCUGUAUGUCUUCCAUGUCUGCAGCUUUAAGUGAGCUGUCAUUUCAAAUGUUAAACUCAAAUCCUUCCUUAAAAGAACGAUUGCUUCUGCCAGAGUCAUUGCAGAAUCCCAUUUGCAUGGACACACAAUGAAAAUGAGCAAAUCUCAUCAUUCUCUUGUCUCUCACUUUUACUUCUGGUUUAUCAAGUAUUCUUCUUUCCAUCUGUUUAAAAUCAAAGCAGUCUAUUAAAUUAAACUAUCUGUAUCUCAUAUCUUGGCUGUCAGUAUACGCAAUGUAUAUCUCUACAUAUAGCCUUUAUGCAAAUAAUGUAUAACAAGCACAGAUAGUGCACAGUCCUUGACGCUGCUGGGAAUUUAAGAUUAAUCUUAUAAGUUUCUAAAAGAGAGUCCUCAUAGUAAAAAUGUGCAGCUGGUUGGAAGUAAAUCCUUAUCAGUUCACCUUCAACACAACAAAACACAGUCACAACUGGCCACAAUUAUCUUUUGACAUAAAAUGGUGUAUCUACUCAAGUUAUUCACACCUUUACCUGUCUGAAAGAAACGAUGAGGUACUUGCAAAGUUUUAAGAAUCAAUUUAUCAAAUCCUUAUUUCUGACAGUCUUAUAUACACGGAAGCCCUUGCCGGGGGUGCAUCUUAAUGUAAUAUGACUCAUCCCUUAUGUUAGCAUCCUGGAAGGGGUGCCAGGGCUUGGCCCUGGAUUAGUGGUUAUAGAGCAGGGCGUGUUUGUCCUGGAGAGUUGAAUUAAACCCGUAGCUGUCACUCUUGGUGAAGCCCUCAUUAACCCCACAAUUCUCUGUGGGUGCUGCAAGCUGCCUACGGGAUGGAUUAAAUGCAGAAGGCAAACUUGGUUGUAAUGCACAAACAAAUAUUUUCCAGUCAGUUUCAGGAGCUGGCCUUACCUAACACGGUGCUGAGACCACCUUAUGUUUUGAUUGAGUUCGGAGGCAGGGUAUGCACAAGGAGCUAUUCUUUUUUCUUUUAUUUAAAGUUUAUUUGGUAAGGACAGACACACAUCAACAUAGACAAACUGAAAAAAACAGCAGUCCCUUGUUUGCAUCAUUGUUAAAUAGCAGCAACAAAUUUGCAGCACUUGUCGUGCUAAAAACACCUCCGGUUGUACCAUUACAGGCAAAAAGAAAAUUGACAAUUCACUAUAAGUUUAUCGUAGUUUCGUAAUGUUAUAGUUUGUCAUAAUUUUUUUUAUAUAUAUAUAACAUUCACUGAAGAACUGGAAAAGAAGGCUCAUACUUCUACAUAAAUUACACCUAAAGCUAGAGUCCAAAAGUAAGACAAGCACAAAUAAAUAUUUGAAUAUUAUUUACAUAUAUAAUUACUAUCUGAUACCUGGCAUUGGAUUGAGACAUCAUUUACAAUAUAUUCAUAGCAUUUGUUCAUAGGCUACAUUUUACUAAAAAAAAUUAUUUUCAAAUUUUAAUGACUUAGUGCCUAAACGUUUACAUACCUUCCCAUGAAAAAAAUGUUAAAUUUUAAUAUUUCUAAGGAACAAACUGUCCCAGACAAAUUUAAGUACCUUUUUCAUGAACAGUGAACAAAAAUGCCUUUCAACUGGUACGGAAGUCUGAGUAAACGUAACAGAAAACACAUGAUUCCAGAGAUGCCUUUAGUUCAGGAGCUGCAUCAGACUUUACUUUUUUUACCUCUUUUAUUUGUUAUUAUCAUAUCAAUGUCAAAAUUCAGGACUUCUUUUAAUAUUUUUAUUCAUUAUUACUUUAAAUUUAUUUUUCUGGCAGCUGACUUUUUUUCUAUUUUUGAUGGAAAGAUAUGUAAACUUUCAAG